UCAUUUUCAGUUCACUAACAACUAUCGAGUGAGUGAUACGUUUGGUUAUUUUUGUCGGUAAGGAAUUUGGUUAUACGUCAAUUGAUGUUUGAAAGAAAUAAUAAUUUUCGCCGCUUUGUUGUUUAAUUGAAAGUAAUUCUUGUGGGUAGUAAUAUUUACUAUAUCUACCGGUUUUAAGCCACUCAAGUAAAAAUAUAAUUUGCAUGUGUGCGUGUGAUUGUGUAUGAGUUGCGGACGAACCAGCAUAAAAGGAAACGAAUGUAGAUCGCUCUUAAUGUGCAACAACAACAGAAUAACAAAGAAGUAAGGAAAAAAGUGGAAAAGAUAAAAUAUCGCGAUUGUUCUUUGACUACAAGUCGUAUACAUACUUGUGUUAUAAGAUAAUAAUAAUUCUGUGCAUAAAACGCUUUAAGUGAAGCUCAGUGCGUGCGUGUUGCUAUUGUUAAUAAUACAGCUGGUAUUCGUUUUAUUUCCAUCUAAAAGCUAAACGAAGUUUAUUCACACUACCGUGUCUAUACACACAUCCCAUAAGUUAUUCGAAUACUCAACCACUGCAAUCCAACCAAACGAGCAAACUUUCUACAUAUGUAUACACGUCUGCGGGACUUUCACUGCAACUGAAAUAUUUUACUGCUAAUUGGAAAUCUAAAUUCCCAGUGACUAGAACUUUGAGGCAUUUUUGGCAAAAAGGAGGAAACGUAAUAUUUUAAAAUGUAUCCAUUCGGUUCCGGCAUGCCACAACCCAAAUCCAAUACACCAUAUAACAAUAGUUACAACCAGCCCAAUCCGGGGGCGCCUGUUGGCGUGCCAUUCGGCGCUGGUUGGAUAGCGCCCCCACAACACCCCACACAACACUCUUCGCCACAACAUUUGCCGCAGCAAAAUAGCUUACACUAUCAGCCACUGUCUCCACAUCAUCAGACUCCUUACCCACCCGCCAACAAUAUCCCACAUACUCCUCAGCAUCAUGCGCCCUAUCCACCAAUUAAUACGUCAUCUAAUGCACCCUAUCCGGGUUCAUCAUACCCACAUAAUCCCCAACAUGCACAAGCGCCAUAUCCGUUCGCUGCGGGAUCACCAACAUACGGCACUAUGGGCGGCAGCGCACACUCUCCGCAUUACACGCAUCCGCCGACGCAUCCAUCUUACGCGCCUACACAUGGAUAUACACCGGUGCCGACGUCGGUCGGUUAUGAAUCGCCAGCUGGCAAUAUUGCCCAUUGCUUCCAAGAAUUGGCCCACCUGAAAGGCCACAUGCAGCACCAUCAGCAGCCGUUUGCCCGAAGAGAGGGCACACCGACUGUACUCCCUGCACAGGGAUUCGAUCCGGUCAAAGAUGCCCAUGAUUUGCGCAAAGCCAUGAAAGGUUUUGGAACCGAUGAAGAUGCUUUAAUUAACAUCAUUUGCCGCCGUACCAAUGAGCAGAGACAGGAGAUUCAACGCCAAUAUAAAACUCAUUUUGGCAAGGACCUAAUCGAGGAUGUUAAAUCCGAGACUAGCGGCAAUUUUGAAAAGUUACUUGUCGGCCUCUUGCGUCCAAUUGUGGACUUUUACUGUGCGGAGCUAAAGGACGCCAUGGCGGGUAUUGGCACCGACGAGGAGGUGCUCAUCGAAAUACUUUGCACUUUAUCAAAUGUGGAAAUUCACACCAUCAAAAACCAGUACUUGCGCUUAUACGGCGCUCAUUUGGAAUCAGAAUUGAAGUCGGAGACGUCUGGCAACUUUAAGCGUCUCCUGGUGUCGCUUUGCACAGCCGCACGUGACGAGAGCGGUGAAAUUGACCCGGUUGCAGCGCAGUCAGAUGCACGUGAGCUGCUCAAAGCAGGCGAACUACGUGUCGGCACUGAUGAGAGCAUGUUCAACAUGAUUUUGUGUCAACGUAACUACCAACAGUUACGUUUGAUAUUCCAAGAAUAUGAAAAAAUUACUGGCCACACAUUGGAGAAGGCAAUACGCAAAGAAUUCUCGGGUGAUAUAAUGGAGGGAUUGAUAGCCAUAUACAAGUGUGUCACCAACAAAACGGAAUACUUCGCCUCGCGCCUGCACAAGAGCAUGGCUGGCAUUGGUACAAAUGAUAAACAGCUGAUACGCGUCGUGAUCACGCGCUCCGAAAUCGAUAUGGCUGAUAUUAAAGCUCAAUUCGAGCGUAUAUACGGCAAGAGCUUAAAGAGUUGGAUAAAGGGUGACACCUCAGGUCACUAUAAGCACGCAUUAUACGCUCUCGUCGGUGAACAACGCUCCUCCUAAGUACCAAAAUCAGCGCUUACAACAAAAAUACACAUAUAUAUAUAAAUAGCACUUACGAAACGCCUUAGAAUUUACAACAGUAUUUGUUGGUUCAUUUUUGCUUCUCUCGAUGUGAAUUCGCUAAUUGUGUGUUAUUCAUCUGAUUAA
Molecule: messenger RNA, 2394 nt
Organism: Bactrocera latifrons
Lineage: Eukaryota; Metazoa; Arthropoda; Insecta; Diptera; Tephritidae
Product: annexin B11
Exons: 9
Coding region: 712-2247 (511 amino acids)
Cellular component (GO): cytoplasm
Molecular function (GO): calcium ion binding; calcium-dependent phospholipid binding
Source: RefSeq, a predicted model, not a curated record